Messenger RNA from Pelmatolapia mariae (spotted tilapia), 2579 nucleotides. RefSeq lists its product as uncharacterized. Gene Ontology annotation, molecular function: cell-cell adhesion mediator activity. The transcript has 7 exons. Lineage: Eukaryota; Metazoa; Chordata; Actinopteri; Cichliformes; Cichlidae. The record is from RefSeq and is a predicted model, not a curated record. Gene Ontology annotation, cellular component: axon; cell surface; neuronal cell body. Gene Ontology annotation, biological process: heterotypic cell-cell adhesion; negative regulation of neuroinflammatory response. The coding region runs from base 181 to 1293 and encodes 370 amino acids.
CUGGUGUUCACGGCGGAGUUUGAUGUGCGCACAGUGGAAAAGAGUUGGAUGAGUAAAAGCGGUCUCUAUCUUUUUCUAGAGUGAAGUUUCCCAAGACUGACAAAUCAUAAGGAUGAGCGAGAUGUUGCAGAGGUAGAAGAUUUUAAACUGUUUGGCUUUUUGGUACACAAAGUGAAGAAGAUGAUGAUCCAGGCCUCCUGUCUGCAGCUGUGUUCACUCUUGCUUAUGGCAGGACGCCUACAAGCUAGAGUAACAGCACCCCAGCAUCUGGAAGCACCAGUGGAGAAGCCUUUCACUCUGACCUGCAGUCUUUCAAAGGAGCGAGGUGAAUCCCUGAGAGAGGUGCGUUGGCUAGAUGUCCAGAACCAGACCCUGCUGACCUACCAGCCUGGCAACAGGGAGAGUGUGAGCGGACAGCAGCAUGUGGAACUCGCCCCGUCGUCCGCGAAGGACACCUCGUCUAUCAUCAUUCGCAGGGUGGGCUUCCGUGAUGAAGGCUGCUACACUUGCAUAUUUGACCUGCACCCUACUGGUUCAAAGCAGGGAUCGACGUGUCUCACAGUGACCUCUCAAGUCACCGUUGAUGGUAACAAAACAGCAGUUAGCGGCAAAAAGGUUUCCCUUUUAUGCUCCUAUGGUUUGCCAGAAAAAGUUCAACAGAUAAUGUGGAGGCACAUUUCUGCUCAAGGAGAAUCCACGGAUGUAGCUUCCUUUGCAAAACGGAGCGACCCCAUGAUCGAGCCACCCUACCAGGGGAGAGUCUGGCUCACUUCCUCCCUGUCUGACAGUCAGCUUACCAUCCAGCCUGUUGCUAUCCAGGACGAAGGCUGUUACACCUGCAUGUAUGAAACACGUUCUGAUGGGCUGAAGACCUCCACAGUUUGUCUCUCCACCUACGUGCUACCAAAACCUCAGGUGAGCUACAAAACCACUUCUCCAGGGGUGAUCGAGGCAAACUGCACCUCUGUUUCAAGGCCGCCAGCAGAGAUUGUGUGGAAUGUGGAGAGAGACAACCGCACCAUGGGCCCACCUGUGACAAAACAGCUACCGCAAGAUGAUGGGACCACUCUGGUGAUCAGUACGCUGACUGUCCAGUCUGGGUUGCUUAAAGACGUGUCGGUCAAAUGCUUGGUGCAUCACAAAGGGCUUGAGUCACCAAUUGCUGUAUCAAUGAACACUAAGAUCGGGACGGCGCUCACCAUCCUGAUCUCAGUCACUACAGUAGCAGCUCUGUUAGUCCUGUCUCUCUGCUUCUGCCUUUGGAAGUGUUUUUUGCGUAAAGAAGCUGAUUAAUUGUAAACAAAUGAGACCAGAGGCUGACAAGAAGAUAUGCUGGGAGCCAGCCUUGCAGAAUUAUUUCCCUGCAUUAUCGUCAUCUUCAUCAUCAUCAUCAUCAUCAUCAUCUCGGUACAAAGGGAAGAUAUUCUGACACACCUCUGUAGGAUGUUCAGUACAAUCCUAUUUAUGAGCACCAAAUGGACAACACUUAACUCUGCUCUGCUGCCUCUGAUAUAAUCUCCAAGACUGUCCUCACAUGGUGUCAGUGAGAAACUCUUAAGCAGAUCUCGCUGUCGUUCUCUGUGUGACUCUGUAAUUGAAUGAAUCGAUGCCCAGGCAUUCCUGAACCAACAGCAACGUCUCUGUGCGGCAAAUUAAAGUACUUGUUUGAGAGCACAUCGCCUGUCCUCAAAACACUUUCCUCUCUUAGACUCUUAGUCUUUUAUCUGGUCUUUAAAGAAAGAGUGCACUGCUAUUUUAUAUUUUUCAUAUUCAGCAAGUUAGCAGAAACCAAAUGUGUAUUUGUAUGUAUCCAUGCUGAAAUUAUAGGCAGUAAACGCUUUAUGUUUUGAAAAACCAUAUAUAUAUAAUUUUAUUUUAAAACAGUGAAAUUAUAUUAAAUAUUCCAAGAUUUAGCUGCUCAGCCACGCCUGCACUGCAGAGAUGUACUAACAUUUUGGAUGAUUUUUGGACAGUAGGAAAGAAAAUGCCAUCCUUAUCCUUUAAAUAACUAGCUAACUGUCACUAUGAGCUGAUACUUAUUCUUCCUCUUGUACCUCAGCUGAAGACCCUGUCGCUUCAGUGUAUUGUGAUAGUUGGGUGGGGCCAUCGGUAGUAUUAGAUGAACUAAAAGGGCUGCAUACUGAUUCCUUGUUUAUGUAAUAUCUAUUACAAACUUUUCUACACGUUUCAAAGUCUGUUUGUGUUUGAUGUGUGUGUGCGUGUGUGUGUGUGUGUGUGUCCAUGUGUGUUCGUUAGAGGUUGAAUUCCACGGUCAGAUGGCUUGAAUCAAUUGCCUGAGGGAGCAACAGUAAAACCUUUUUGGUGCCCCAGAAAGGAAUGCGUGUCUUGUUCGAUGCCUCUAUCGUACAGUCAUGGUUAGUGGUUUGAAAAAUUGGUUGAGAAUUUCACAAGACUCCACUCCUCUAAAUAUUUUUGCUCUGGAUCAAAGUGGUACCUGCGUGCUUAUAUGAUCAGCAAUGAAUUACAAUGGCGCUUCUGGGUAUUACUGUGUUUGUAUGUGCAAAGCGGUGCUUUUAAAAUGUUAUUUCCCUGUUGAAAUAAUAUUUCAUUUCAAAGCA